Molecule: messenger RNA, 774 nt
Organism: Cotesia congregata
Lineage: Eukaryota; Metazoa; Arthropoda; Insecta; Hymenoptera; Braconidae
Source: the annotation of a GenBank genome assembly
AUGGAUGAUUUAUUUGGAAAAGAUGAUUCUUUUCAUGACAGUGAUGCUGUUAAAAAAAGUAAUUAUUUAAGUAAUGAUGACAAGUUGGAUGAUUUUAUUGAAAUAGAAGAACAUGACAUAAAGCCUGAAGUGGACAAAUCAUUAUUAUCAAAAGGAACUGACAGUAAUUUAAAUCCCAUCAUUAAUUCUCUGGAAAUAAACUCUGGUGAUAAAAAUGAAAUUAUUAAUUUGGAUCAUAUAAAUUCAAGUUCAAGUACAAAUGCAAACACAAUUACUACUAAUAAUAAUAAUGAUGACGAAGAUAUAAUGAACAUCAGCAAUAAAGAUGAUGAUUUGUUUUCGCAAGCGAUAUGUUUGCCACCGCCUCAAGCACGGCCUAUGGAAAUUAAAGAUCGCCGGGAGAGCAAAGAUAAAAAUAAGCGAGAGUUGGAGGAAGAGGAGCGUGAAAAAAUGCAGGUUCUAGUUUCAAAUUUCACUGAAGAUCAACUAGAUCGUUAUGAAAUGUUUCGAAGAGCUGCUUUUCCGAAAGCUGCCAUUAAAAGGAUAAUGCAAACAAUAACAGGAUGUUCAGUAUCACAAAAUGUUGUCAUUGCAAUGUCUGGUAUUGCCAAAGUUUUUGUUGGAGAAAUUGUUGAAAAAGCCUUAGACGUGAUGGAAGAAUACAACGACAGUGGUCCAGUUCAACCAAAACAUUUACGCGAAGCAGUUCGCCGAUUAAGAUUACAAGGACAAAUCCCGAUUGGCCGCUCAAGGAAAACAUUUUUAAGACUUUAA